This is a messenger RNA of Penicillium nucicola, 1923 nucleotides long. RefSeq names its product putative glucan 1,4-alpha-glucosidase. The coding region runs from base 1 to 1923 and encodes 640 amino acids. Gene Ontology annotation, cellular component: fungal-type vacuole. NCBI's taxonomy places the organism in Eukaryota, Fungi, Ascomycota, Eurotiomycetes, Eurotiales, Aspergillaceae. Gene Ontology annotation, molecular function: starch binding; glucan 1,4-alpha-glucosidase activity. Gene Ontology annotation, biological process: polysaccharide catabolic process. The transcript is spliced from 5 exons. The record is from RefSeq and is a predicted model, not a curated record.
AUGGCUCCCAUCUGGACUGCCCUUUGGGCGCUUACUCUUGGCCAAGCGGUGUUCGCCGCGCCACAGGCCUUGGCUCCUCGCGCCAGCAGUGUCGAUAGCUGGUUAGCAUCCGAGACUGUUGUAGCCCGACAGGGUAUUCUGAAUAAUAUCGGAUCGGCUGGGGCGUAUGCGGCAUCUGCCAAGCCAGGAAUUGUCAUCGCUAGCCCCAGUACCUCGAGUCCUGAUUACUACUAUACGUGGACUCGUGACUCAGCCCUCGUGUUCAAGACCCUCAUUGAUAUGUUCAAGAACGGUGAUACUGCCUUGCUUGCAGUUAUCGAAGAGUACAUUAGUGCGCAGGCUUAUGUGCAAACUGUCUCCAAUCCAUCUGGAGGCUUGUCUGGUGGUGCUGGAUUAGGCGAGCCCAAGUUCAACGUCGAUGAGACCGCUUUCACUGGUUCCUGGGGUCGUCCUCAGCGCGACGGGCCUGCUCUGCGAGCCACUGCCCUCAUUUCCUUUGGUGAAUGGCUCAUUGACAACGGAUACACUACCUACGCUACCAGUAUUGUGUGGCCGAUCGUGCGAAAUGACCUUUCAUACGUGUCCCAGUACUGGAACCAAACUGGAUACGAUUUAUGGGAAGAAGUCUCUGGCUCUUCGUUCUUUACCAUCGCAGCUCAGCACCGAGCCCUAGUGGAAGGAAGCAGCUUCGCCAGCAAAGUCGGCUCUUCCUGCUCCUACUGCGAUUCACAGGCACCCCAGGUUCUAUGCUUCCUGCAGUCAUUCUGGACAGGAUCGUACAUUCUGGCCAACUUUGGCGGUGGUCGAACCGGUAAAGAUGCCAAUACUCUGCUUGGCAGCAUUCAAACCUUCGAUCCCCAGGCCGGAUGCGACGAUACGACUUUCCAGCCUUGCUCUGCACGAGCCCUCGCCAACCACAAAGCCGUGACGGAUUCCUUCCGCUCGGUUUACACCCUCAACUCCGGCAUUGCUGCGGGUGUCGCUGUGUCGGUUGGUCGGUAUGCCGAGGAUUCGUAUUACAACGGAAAUCCUUGGUAUCUGUGCACCUUGGCUGCUGCAGAACAGCUUUAUGAUGCUCUCUACACCUGGAACAGGAUUGGAUCAUUGACCAUCACCAGUGUUUCUCUUCCCUUCUUCAAGGAUCUAUAUAGCUCAGCUGCUGCCGGUACCUAUGCCUCUUCCAGCGCAACCUAUUCUGCUAUCGUCAGCGCUGUCAAGACAUACGCAGAUGGAUACGUCGGCAUUGUGGAAACAUACGCCAUGUCCAACGGCUCCCUAUCCGAGCAAUUCUCCAAGUCCGACGGAUCACAGCUGAGUGCCCGCGAUCUCACCUGGUCCUACGCAGCACUACUCACCGCCAACGAGCGUCGCAAUGCCGUCGUCCCCACCGGCUGGGGAGAAACCACCGCCAGCAGCGUCCCAGCCCAGUGCAGUUCCACCUCGGCCAUUGGCACAUUUAGCUCCGCAACCAACACCGCCUGGCCAGCCACCCUCACCAGCGCGUCAGGCUCUGCAACGACGACAGCCACCGGAACGACCACCAAAGCAACCACUACAGCCACUACAACCACAAAGACCACAUCGACCACCACAGCAUGCACCACCCCCACCGCCGUCGCCGUGACAUUCGAUGUAAUUGCCACCACCGUUUACGGAGAGACCAUCGAGCUCGUAGGCUCCAUUUCCCAACUUGGAAGCUGGAGUACUAGCAGCGCUAUUGCCUUGAGCGCUUCAAGCUACACUAGCAGUAAUCAUCUGUGGUAUGUUGCUGUCACAUUGCCUGCUGGCACGACUUUCUCCUAUAAGUAUAUCCGUCUGGCUAGUGAUGGCACUAUCACAUGGGAGAGUGACCCUAAUCUGUCCUACACUGUGCCUGCGGCCUGUGGGACUACUUCUGCUACUAUCAGUGAUACCUGGAGAUGA